Molecule: messenger RNA, 4719 nt
Organism: Solea senegalensis (Senegalese sole)
Lineage: Eukaryota; Metazoa; Chordata; Actinopteri; Pleuronectiformes; Soleidae
Product: rasGAP-activating-like protein 1
Exons: 23
Coding region: 478-2937 (819 amino acids)
Biological process (GO): regulation of GTPase activity; negative regulation of Ras protein signal transduction; cellular response to calcium ion
Molecular function (GO): GTPase activator activity
Source: RefSeq, a predicted model, not a curated record
UAAUCUUUAUCAUACAUCCAGUAAGUGUGUUGUUUUCAUACAUUCAUAUGUAACUAAUUUAAUGAUGGACAUGUUUUGUGUGUUGUUCAUUCCGCUGCACCAGAGACUCACAUUACCUUGCAGCUAACGUGGAUUGCUAAGAGGACCCCGAGCUGCUGGCUGCCAACAUGCCUGUCUGUAAAGCGCUGUGUAGUAGCGCAGGGUGUCCACGGGGUGGCGCUGCGUUGCACCAGAGAAGACGACUUCAGUGUGACAGCUGUUGUGUUCACACUGCAGCAUAUCUCGCUUUCACCUGCUCCGCUGAUUCCAUGAUCUGAUGCGCUCCUGUGGCGCGCGCCUGGAGAGCCGUGCGCGUGCCACGCGCUGCUGAAGGUGCCAUGAAAUGAAGAAAAGUCCGCUGCGGUGGGGAAGAGCGGUGUUUGUAAGAGCGCGUAUGGGAACAGAGGAGGAAUCGGAUUCCGAGCGCACUCGACUACGAUGGCCAGAAACACAUCUCUUUAUUUUCGCAUUGUCGAGGGCAGGAACCUCCCGGCCAAAGACGUCUCUGGAACCAGUGAUCCAUACUGCAUUGUAAAAGUCGACAAUGAAGUUGUGGCCAGGACGGCCACAGUGUGGAAGAACCUCAAUCCUUUCUGGGGUGAAGAAUACACACUGCACCUGCCCAUGGGUUUCCAUUCUCUGUCCUUUCACGUCAUCGACGAAGACACCAUCGGCCACGACGACGUCAUUGGAAAGAUCACUCUGAGCAAAGAUGCCAUCAGAUCUCAAGCCAAAGGUGUGGACAGCUGGCUGAACCUGACGCGGGUCGACCCGGACGAAGAGGUCCAGGGGGAGAUCCACCUGAGUCUGGAGCUGCUGAAAGACACAGACAAGAUCAGUCUGCGGUGUCAGGUCAUCGAAGCCAGAGACUUGGCUCCGAGAGACAUCUCCGGGACCUCUGAUCCGUUUGCAAGGGUUAUUUUUAACAACCACAGUGCCGAGACUUUGAUCAUCAAGAAAACCCGUUUCCCUCACUGGGGAGAGACACUGGAGCUGGAGCUGGAUCCGGAGGAACUGAGUGAGGAAGGGAACGUCACUGUGGAGGUCUGGGACUGGGACAUGGUCGGCAAGAACGACUUUCUGGGCAAGGUGGAGAUACCCUCUGCCUGUCUGCACAAGACGCCUCUGUUGGAGGGCUGGUUUCGUUUGCUGCCCCUGGGAAACAACGACGUCGAUGCCGGCGGGAAACUGGGGGCGCUGCGUCUGAAGGUGCGUUUGGUGGAGGAUCGGAUUCUUCCGUCUGUUUACUACCAGCCUCUCAUUGACCUCCUGGUGGAGUCCGUCAUCUCCCCCGCGGAGGUGGAGGACAGCAGCGCUCUCACCAUGCUGGAGGACGUGACGACGGUCGAGAGCCGCCAAGACGUGGCGAUGACUCUGGUGAAGAUCUACCUGGGCCAAGGCCUGGUGGUGCCCUUCCUGGAUUACCUGAACACUCGCGAGGUCAACCACACCACUGAUCCCAACACUUUAUUCCGCUCUAACUCACUUGCCUCCAAAGCCAUGGAACAAUUCAUGAAGGCCGUCGGCAUGCUGUACCUGCACGAGGUGCUGAAGCCCAUCAUCAACCGCAUCUUCGAUGAGAAGAAGUACAUCGAGCUGGACCCGUGUAAGAUCGACCUGAACCGCACGAGACGAAUUUCCUUCAAAGGCGCCGUGUCAGAGGCGGAGGUCCGGGACAGCAGCGUGGAAAUGCUCCAAAGCUACUUGACCAGCAUCAUCGAGUCCAUCGUGGGCUCAGUGGACCAGUGUCCUGCCGUCAUGAGGGUGGCCUUCAAACAGCUGCACAAGAGAGUGGAGGAGCAAUUUGCCGAACCUGAGAACGAGGACGUGAAAUAUCUGGCCAUCAGUGGAUUCUUCUUCCUGCGCUUCUUCGCUCCGGCGAUCCUCACGCCGAAGCUGUUCCAGCUGAGAGACCAGCACGCCGACACUCGCACCAGCAGAACACUGUUACUGCUCGCCAAGGCGCUGCAGAGCGUCGGGAACCUGGGCCUUCAGCUGGGUCACGGGAAGGAGCAGUGGAUGGCGCCGCUCCAUCCCAUCAUCCUCCGCAGCGUGGCGUCCGUCAAGGACUUCCUCGACAAGUUGAUCGACAUAGAUCACGACAUCGUGUCGGAGGUUCCUCAGAGAGCCGUGUUCAUGCCCUCGGUGGCGGUGAAGGAGGGAUACCUGCACAAGCACAAGGCGGAGGGGCCGCAGCUGCUGUCGCGCUUCGCCUUCAAGAAGCGCUACUUCUGGCUGACGAGUGAGACGCUGUCCUAUGCCAAGACGCCUGAUUGGCAGGUGCGCUCCUCCAUCCCCGUCCAGUGUGUGUGUGCCGUGGAGAGGGUGGACGAAAAUGCCUUCCAGCAGCAGAACGUGAUGCAGGUCAUCACCCAGGACAACGACGGCCAGACCAACACCAUGUACAUGCAGUGCAAGAACGUGAACGAGCUGAACCAGUGGCUGUCGGCGAUCAGGAAGGUCAGCAUCUACAACGAGCGCAUGCUGCCCUCGUUCCACCCCGGCGCUCACCGCAGUGGCAAGUGGACCUGUUGCCUGCAAGCGGACCGCGCUGUUACAGGCUGCAGUAGAACCCACUCAGCGGUGACUCUGGGUGACUGGAGCGACCCGCUGGACCCUGACGUCGAGACGCAGACCAUUUACAAGCAGCUUUUCCAGGGCAGAGAUAAACUGAGGAAAAAAUAUCUGGAGCUGCCAGACGCGGAUGAGACGCUGAGGGAUAAAGAAAAGAUCUCUGACAUUCACCCUGACGGUGCAGAAUGCGACGCUCAGCGCCUGAAGCCGGGUCCGAGUGUCACCGCGCGGCUGCUGGCCGUCGUCGACGACCUGGAGCGGGCUCACGACACCUUCCAGCGCAGAGAGAAGCAGGAAGCCGCCGGUGUCAUUCUGAAUCCGUAGACUCACGUUUACUGAUGCGUGAGAGGAAGGGCGGGAGGGAGAGAGAGAGGGAGAGAGGGGGGUGCAUCAUGCACAGCUGAGCAUCAGAUAUUCACUUUCUUGUUGUGGAGUUGUAGAGAAAGAAAGAAGCCCCAGGAUUCAACCUCCUCCAGCCUUUUUUUGGUUCACUCUUUGGCACGCUGAACCUUUUUGUAAAUUCUCAGAGUGCCACACCGACUGAGAGAGAUUAAGACUUCGAAGCAUGAGCUGACUCCUGAGAAUUCUGUUGCCUGCAUCCACUUGUUGUGAAAUGUGAAAAGAAGCUUUUUAUAUUUUUUAAAUAUUGUACAGGACCAUCGGUCACACAUUUUUAUGCAAACUGCUUGUCGUAGUGCGAUCUACCUUAUUUGCUUUUGUUGACAUAUGUGUCUUUCUAUGGGCCAAUGUAUCAGCGUGGCUGCAAUGUAGCACUGACUGUAAUAUUUUAGGUCAUUCCGUCACAAGCUUAUAUGCCACACACACACACACACACACACAUCACUGCCUGUUCAGCGAGAAAAAACAUGUUAUGAUUGUUGCUUUGGUCCCUUUAUACAAAACAGUGUGCUUUUGUUUGGUGCUAUGGCCAGUCCACGUAAAUGUUCUGAUGUAAAUUGCAUAUUGUUGUCGCCAUUCCUAAAUAUGGAAGAGGAUUAGGGCCACGCAGGAAAAAAAUGUUUGAGUUCUGACUUUAAACUCAGAAUUUCUGACUUUAUUCUCAGGAUUUCUGACUUUAUUCUCAGAAUUUUUAAUUUAACGUCAGAAUUUCUGACUAAACUCAGAAUUCUGACUAUAUUCUCAGAAUUUUGAGUUUAUUGUCAGAAUUUCUGACUUUAUUCUCAGCACUCUAACUUUAAACUCAGAAUUUCUGACUUUAUUCUCAGCAUUCUAACUUUAAACUCAAAACUCAAGAACUGAGAACUCAAAUAUGUUUUCCUCUGUGGCCCCUAUAUGUCAUAUUAUGGGUAAUAUUUACCUGUUAACAAAAACAAUGCCCGUUCAUGUGGAGGAUUCAUAUAAAAAUAAAAUAGAAAUUACAAUUAUAUUAGGAGGUUUUCCUCGUUUUAGUGCCACUGCGUUUGACUUGUUUGAGAUGCCAAAUUUGCUUUUAGAAAAGUGUAAAAAUCCAAAUCAAAUCUCUAUAAUAGGUAGACACACAGAUUAGCGGAUAAGGCAAAGAGAAAGUUAGAAGAAACCAAAUAGUUGUGCUUUUUUAACAAGAAAAAAAAUCACACAUGUGAGCUAAAACAUUCAAGGUAUUCAAGGCUUUAUUUUCUAUUGCAUUACACAUCAUUGUCACUGAAUUAUGGCUCAGCUUUAACCGCACUCACCACCAACAUGAGGUCAUUUCCCAGAUAGCGAUUAGUGUCCAGUGUUUUUCCCUGAAACAGAGGGUGAGUGAGUGUAAUGGAGAUCAGGUCAAUGAUGUCUCAGAUAACCCCAGCAUGUAAUCCCGCCUCUGGAGCUCCACAGAUUUUAAUCUGGCACAAAAUAACAGUAAACAUUCUUCCUAGUUUAGAUGUGAGGCUUGAAAUAUGUUAUUUUGUAAGAAAAAAAAAAAAGCGCUUUAUUGAUCUGCCACUUCACUUCUUUUUAACUCAAGUGUUGAAUGUGAAUAGAUAUUUCCUGAAUGAGGGCUUUUAUUUUGACAGGAGGAAGGAGAGUAACACAUUGCCUGUAUUCUAUUUUGCAAAAAGACUAUGACGGUUUGUUAAUGUGAAUGAAUCAAAGCGGUGUUAUUCAGUAAAUUAUUAUUUCAACUAA